This is a messenger RNA of Dovyalis caffra, 1164 nucleotides long. NCBI's taxonomy places the organism in Eukaryota, Viridiplantae, Streptophyta, Magnoliopsida, Malpighiales, Salicaceae. The record is from the annotation of a GenBank genome assembly.
AUGGGCGAAGAAGAGGAAGAAGAGGAGACAACAGUAACAAGUUCAACAGCAGUAACAGUAUCAGUAUCAAGUAACCAAGACGAAGAGGCAUGGAACCAGAGGAAGCAAACCCAGAUAGUAGAAUUAUCGGAGAGACUAAUGAAUGGAGAUCUCAAAAGCCAAAUAGAAGCAGCCAGAGAUAUAAGGAAGCUCGUCAGGAAAUCAUCUGCAAAGGCUCGCUCCAAAUUUGCAGCUUCUGGGGUCAUUCAGCCUCUCAUUUUUAUGCUUCUCUCUUCCAAUUUUGAUGCCCGUCAUGCCUCUCUUCUUGCCCUCCUCAAUCUCGCUGUUAGGAAUGAACGAAAUAAGGUGAAGAUAGUGACAGCUGGUGCUGUCCCCCCACUUGUGGAACUUCUCAAGUUGCAGAAUGGUAGUUUAAGGGAAUUAGCUGCUGCUUCAAUUUUGACACUCUCAGCUGCUGGACCUAACAAACCUAUCAUUGCAGCUUCAGGAGCUGCACCCCUUCUGGUUCAGAUCCUCAGCUCUGGGAGUGUUCAAGGGAAAGUUGAUGCUGUCACAGUCCUACACAACCUCUCCACCUGUGCAGAGAAUACACAUCCUAUUGUGGAUGCUAAAGCAGUUUCCCCUCUCAUCAAACUCCUGAAAGAAUGCAAGAAAUAUUCUAAGUUUGCUGAGAAAGCUACAGCCCUGCUCGAAAUCCUCUCGAACUCUGAAGAAGGACGAAUUGCCAUCACAGACUUAGAUGGCGCGAUUUUAACAUUAGUAGAAACGGUUGAAGAUGGAUCACUUGUUAGUACAGAACAUGCUGUUGGAGCUUUGCUCUCUCUGUGCCAGAGCUGCCGAGAAAAGUACAGGGAACUAAUUCUUAAAGAGGGUGCAAUCCCAGGUCUUCUGCGACUGACAGUGGAAGGGACCUCUAAAGCUCAAGAUAGAGCUCGUACUCUCUUAGACUUGCUCAGAGAUACGCCUCAGGAGAAGAGAUUGCCAUCGUCAGUGUUGGAGAGAAUUGUCUACGACAUUGCUACACGAGUUGAUGGCUCAGAUAAAGCUGCUGAAACUGCCAAGAGGUUACUACAAGACAUGGUUCAAAGAAGUAUGGAGCUGAGCAUGAACAGCAUCAAGCAUAGGGCUGCAUCAUGUACACCUUCAAAGAUUACAUCUAAAUAA